This is a messenger RNA of Amyelois transitella, 831 nucleotides long. RefSeq lists its product as uncharacterized. The coding region runs from base 346 to 822 and encodes 158 amino acids. Lineage: Eukaryota; Metazoa; Arthropoda; Insecta; Lepidoptera; Pyralidae. The record is from RefSeq and is a predicted model, not a curated record. The transcript is spliced from 5 exons.
CUUCAUUCUAGGUUUAUCUUUGACUUGGUGCGUUGUUUUUUUUUUGUGAAUCGUAUCGUAGUGCUUUGUGAAAUGUAUGGUGUUUAAUCUGUGCGUUAUUUUGACAGUUUAAAUGGGGUAGAUAGUUGGUAAAACCGAAAGGUACCAAUCCUUGGUCUGAAGGAUUUUUGUGACGUAACAAAAAGUUCGUAAAUUGUGUUAUAAAUAAUGUACCUGAAUAUAGUAAAAUUUAUAUAGUGUAGUGUAAAAAGUGUUUUUUGGAUUGACAAAGGGCGUGAUAAUACGUCUUCUACUGUUGCCAACUGGACUGAGUCUCGUUUUAAAGGAUAAAGCAACAAUUGUAACAUGGCUACUAGUUCCAACGCGACGACGAGCAACCAGCCAAAAUACCAGGGUUACCCGUACGCCAAUCUCCCGGCAUUCGGGGUGCCCACGAUUGACUCCCAAGCGGCCUCCAGAUACGCCAACCUGCCAAGGAGGCCGAUAACUGCUGCCAGAACCGAAGCUGGAGGCAGUGGGAUUCAAAAUCAACAGGACGAGCAAAACAACCAAAGUCCGACCACACCAGCUCAAGAAAAGCAUGAUUUUGACGAGAACCCAGUGGUUUAUGUUGACCUCCCUGAUGGCACAGACAAUGGUGUAGUUGAUACAAUAAAUCAGGAGACUGUGAAGACACCAGACGAAUCCAUCAGUUACAAGUCUGAUGAUGAACCGGUUCUGUACAUAGACAUGCCUGAUCACGACGCCAGCGACAUUUACGUGAGAAGUGACGAAAGUCCAAUUCAGGUACCAAAUGUAAUACUAGACUUUACAAACAUUUGAAACCUACAA